AUGUCGACAUUGUUUCUAAUUGGAAACGUAACUAGUACUGGGACAACAGUAGAGUCUAAUAAAAAUGAAGAUUUUAGUACUCUAUUGUCUGCAUUAGAAGAUUCAACUAACAAAUAUUGCAAUUUGUUUCAAAGAAAAUUGAUUUUACCAGACUUAGAUUCUUUAUUAUGGAAAAUUUAUUCAGAUAGAUUAUUACCUUUGCCAAAUAAUUGGAAUUAUGAAACUGGAAUUGCUUUAGUUGUAUAUCAUUCAGAAAAAAUUUUACCACAAAUGAAUAUACGGCAAAUGAAUCAUUUAUUUAAACAAUAUUUUGCUACAUUGAAUAUUUGUUUUAUUGAUAUUUCAAUUAUGGAAAAUUCUCCAAAUGAUUAUAUGAAUAUAUUACAUGAUAUACAAGACGAUUUAGCCAUCACUAGAAAUCGUGUACUGAAAAUGAAUCAUUGGAUGAAUCAUUCUACAACUUCAUGUAGCUCAAGUGUUUAUUCAAUGAUGAGACAAUUUAAUACAUAUAAUGAUAUUUCAAAUAAAGAUCGUGAACCUAUUCCAAGAGUCAUUAGAAAUAUAGAUUUUCAAAGAUUACUGGAAGAACAUAAUAGUUUAUCAAAUUUUGAAGAUGAAGAAAAAAAAUAUAUGGAGCUCCUUUCUUCUUGGAAAUUUUCAGCAUUAAACCUUAAUACCAUUGAAUUAAUUAAAUGUGGAUUUUAUUUAAUUAAGAGACUAUCAAAUUUUGCAAAUGUCUCAAUUACUGAUAAUAAACUUUAUUUAUUAUUAAUUACAAUUGAAUUAUCAUACCAUCAAAUAAAUAAAUUCCAUAAUUUUAGACAUUGCAUUGAUGUUAUGCAAGCUUGCUGGCAAAUUUGUGAAUAUAUCAUCCCAGACGCUCAUAUGACUAAAUUAUUAUUAGCUUUAGCUGCAACAGGUCAUGAUAUUGGUCAUCCAGGAACUAACAAUUCAUUAUUCUUAAAUUCAAACAAUGAAUUAACUCAAAAUAAAUCUAUCUUAGAAUCAUUCCAUUAUAAUAUUUUCAGUCAUAUCUUAGGAAAUCAUUGGUCGAAAAUUAAUUCCAUCUCCACUACUGGAUCUAUUGAUAAUAUAAUAGAGAAAGGAAUUUUAGCUACAGAUAUGAGUCUUCAUUCGACUUAUGUAGAUAUAUUAACACAAAAGAAAGAUAAAUCUGAAUUUACAAUGACAGAAUUGAUUUCAAUAAUUGUUAAAGCUGCAGAUAUAUCAAAUGUUACUAGACCUUUAACCAUAAGUGCUAAAUGGGCUCUCUUAAUUACUUUAGAAUUUGGUGAUUGCGCACUUUUACAAAAUUUUUAUAAAAAUGAAAAUAAUCCAAACGAUGAUAUUAAUUGUUUUGAACUUCUAAAGACUCAUCCUUGUAAAGAACAUUUAACAAAAGCUGAUAAUAUUGAUAUGGAUACUGAAAUUGAAAUUUAUGAAUUACUUAAUCAAGUUGAUUUUAAUGUUGAUAAUUUAUUACAAAAAUAUCCUAUGAUUCCAAAUGGUCAAAUUUUUUUUAUUGAUACAUUUGCAUUUGAAUUUUUUAACAAAUUAUCUGUCGUAUUUCCAAAUUUAAAAUUUUUAGUAGAUGCAAUAGUAGAAAAUAAAGCUUAUUGGGUUCAAAAAAAACAAGAACAAGAAUCUUCACAAAAUUGA
This is a messenger RNA of Maudiozyma saulgeensis, 1659 nucleotides long. Lineage: Eukaryota; Fungi; Ascomycota; Saccharomycetes; Saccharomycetales; Saccharomycetaceae. The record is from the annotation of a GenBank genome assembly.